UCAAUUUUUUAUGGUCAUUUGUUAAUCAAAGUUGAAGCAGUAAAGGUUGAAAAUGAGCUAUUUAAGCUUUUUAAGGAAAUUGUUCAUAAUUUUCUGCAUUGUUCAACAUUCUCAACCAGCAACUCUAAAUUGCAAAUAUGAGCAACUUUACAGAGUUUAUUUUGGCUACGGCUACCAUUGUGAAGUGAUAAAUCUUGAAAUUUUCAGCAAUUCAUCAACUUUCGAUGCAGAAAUUGGAGAUCAUAAGGAUGGAAAGUGCAACAAUGACGUAGUUUGGGUCAUAAUGGUUGAAAAUUCCGUAAAUCAACACUCAAUGCUUUCAUUUCCAAAAGGUUUUAAAAUAAUUUAUCCAAAUUUGAUCGCAAUUUCCAUAAUGAACAUGGGACUGAAAAGAAUCACAGCUGAGGACUUGAAGCCGUUUCCGAAUUUGCAGCAUUUGAUCCUCUGGAAAAAUAAUUUAACAUUUAUUGAGGAAGAUUUAUUCCAGCAUAAUCCAGGAUUAGAGUCAUUAUCAUUAUCUAGCAAUCAAAUUUUCCACAUUGAUCCGCAAGUUUUGAGUCAUUUGGGAAGUUUGAAGUGGUUAAGACUUGAAGGGAAUAGAUGCAAUGGAACGGUUGAGAUUCAAGAUGCAACAAGAAGAGACAGAGUUGUGAAUUUAGUGAAAAUUAUUGAAGAUGGCAAUUGUGUCAAUUAUCCAGUAAGGAUUCAAAGUUUGAAGAAGGAAAUUGGAAUAUGGAAAGGAAAAUUUGAAGAAUGUGAUGAAAAUGUUUUGAAAAAUUGAAAAAUUUUUAUAAAAUUUUAAAU
This is a messenger RNA of Chironomus riparius, 804 nucleotides long. NCBI's taxonomy places the organism in Eukaryota, Metazoa, Arthropoda, Insecta, Diptera, Chironomidae. The record is from the annotation of a GenBank genome assembly.